Messenger RNA from Capsella rubella, 1891 nucleotides. RefSeq names its product beta-glucuronosyltransferase GlcAT14A. Gene Ontology annotation, cellular component: membrane. The transcript is spliced from 4 exons. Gene Ontology annotation, molecular function: glucuronosyltransferase activity. Lineage: Eukaryota; Viridiplantae; Streptophyta; Magnoliopsida; Brassicales; Brassicaceae. The record is from RefSeq and is a predicted model, not a curated record. Bases 199 to 1536 code for a protein of 445 amino acids.
GUAACGUUUAUUUCUUCUUCUUCUUCUUCAAUCUCUCAUUGACCCAGAAACCAAAACAACCCUAAUUUGCAGAAACAUAUCCAAAGUUUCAGUUUUUAUUAUAAAAAAUGGGGUUUUUGUAAUCCGAGAAAACAGUGAGGGAAAAAAAGAUGUCAACUUUGAAUUGACCUCUCUGUCUUAUUUUUUUUUUGGGAUUCGAUGAAGAAAUUGAGAAGCUAUUACUCAAAUGUGAGACAUCAUCAGAAUCAUCAUCAUCAUCAUCAUAAUCAUCACAAUGUUGUGUCUUCUUUCUCAGAAAGGAGAUGGAUUUUUUUCCCUCUUUUGAUUGGUUCAAUCUUCGCUUUGUUCUUACUCUUCCUCACAACCCUAACUUCACCAACCCGGUUCCUUCCUUUUACCCGACCCGUUUUGUUAUCCGGAUCUGGUUCAUCAGCUUUCGUUGAAUCUAAGAUCAAACCUCAACAAGUCUCAUCACUCCCUUCGUCUCCUCGUUUUGCUUACUUGGUUUCUGGAUCCGCCGGUGAUGGCAAAUCUCUCCGGCGAACUCUUUUGGCUCUUUACCAUCCGAAUAAUCGGUAUGUUGUUCAUUUAGACAGAGCGUCUUCGAAUGAGGAGAGAGAGGAGCUCCAUGGAUACAUCAAAAACUCGACUUUGUUUGCGAGGUUUAUGAAUGUUCAUAUGAUUGAGAAAGCUAAUCUUGUCACGUAUCGUGGACCAACCAUGGUUGCGAAUACACUUCACGCUGCUGCGAUUUUGCUUAGGGAAGGAGCUGAUUGGGAUUGGUUUAUUAAUCUUAGCUCAUCAGAUUAUCCUCUAGUGACUCAAGAUGAUUUGUUGCAUAUCUUUUCGCAUUUGCCGCGGGAUUUGAACUUCAUUGAUCAUACGAGUAACAUUGGAUGGAAAGCAUCACAAAGAGCUAAACCGGUGAUUAUAGAUCCUGGACUGUAUUUGAACAAGAAAUCUGAUGUUUUUUGGGUUACUCAAAGACGAAGUAUUCCAACAGCAUUCAAGCUCUUCACAGGCUCUGCUUGGAUGGCGUUAUCACGGCCAUUUAUCGACUACUGUAUUUGGGGUUGGGAUAAUCUACCUCGUACUGUCUUAAUGUAUUACUCGAAUUUUCUCUCUUCUCCAGAAGGAUAUUUUCACACUGUUCUCUGCAACGCUGAGGAAUUCAGAAACACAACAGUAAAUAGCGACCUGCACUACAUAUCGUGGGACAAUCCGCCUAAGCAACAUCCACACCAUCUCACGCUUGCAGACAUGACUAAAAUGGUAAAUAGCAAUGCCCCGUUUGCAAGAAAAUUCAGAAGAGAAGAUCCUGUCCUUGAUAAGAUUGAUGAUGAGCUGCUUAACAGAGGUACUGGGAUGGCUACACCUGGUGGUUGGUGCAUUGGAAGCCGUGAAAAUGGGAGUGACCCUUGUGAUGUUAUUGGUGACACUGGUGUUAUCAGGCCUGGUCCAGGCGCUAAACGGCUUGAGAAUCUGGUCACUUGGUUACUAUCCACUGAGAAUUUCCGACCGAAACAGUGCAAGUGAUAUGAACAGCUAGAGAAUGCCAUCAUAGAGAUUGAAUGUAGCAGCCUUGAUUAUUGGGAUUAGAUGUGAUUUAGGAUCUGAUAGAAUCCCUCAGUUAGUCAAGAAUAUAAGUGAACAUACAGAACAAUUUGGCUAUGGCUGUGGCUGUGGCUGUGGCUGUGGGAAGUAUUUGUCUUGUUGCUCCACACAACAUGCCUUCAAGGUAGUGUUGUAGUUCUCACAUUUUCACAAAAUUAUCAGAUUGGAAUUUUGAGAUUUUUAAGUGUUCCCUAUGUGAAAAUUUUGUACUCUGCAUAAUUGUUUUAAAAUGUAGUUUCUUUCUUUUACAAUUUCUAAGUUCACUAAGUUCUCUAAA